Pelobates fuscus (common spadefoot toad) is the source of this 1198-nucleotide messenger RNA. RefSeq names its product aquaporin-12-like. Gene Ontology annotation, biological process: transmembrane transport. Gene Ontology annotation, molecular function: channel activity. The transcript is spliced from 3 exons. Bases 12 to 950 code for a protein of 312 amino acids. Lineage: Eukaryota; Metazoa; Chordata; Amphibia; Anura; Pelobatidae. The record is from RefSeq and is a predicted model, not a curated record. Gene Ontology annotation, cellular component: membrane; cytoplasm.
GGGUUUCCACCAUGGCAGGGCUGAACAUCUUGGUAACUUUCUUUGUCACAACAGUAGUACUGAGCCAGCUUCUCCGAUAUGUUUCAAAGAAGCUCCUUCCUUCCAGGCUGUAUCAGUGCACAAUAAGUGAGCUGUCAAGUGCUUUCCAGCUAUGUGCCUGUUUCAUGGAGCUCCGAAUGCUCAUGGAAAUUGGCAUGUGGGGAGGGGGUUUUGGUCCUGAUGUAAUCAUGACACUACUCUUUCUUCUUACUGUGACUCAUGGAUUCACCUUUAGUGGGGCAUCUGCCAAUUCAGCCGUGUCCCUACAGGAGUUUCUUUUGAGAGAUUGUCCUCUCAUAGAUACUCUAUCCAAGAUAUUGUCUCAAUAUUUGGGCAUGGAGGCUGCGAAAGUGGUGACCAGCCAUUACUGGGCAUUAGAAUUGACAGAAUUUCACACAAUUCAAAAUAUGAUGGCACAGGAGUGCAGCUCUGCUCUACAAACCUCCCCUGCGCAAGGUGUAUUUGUUGAAGGUCUGUGUGCUUUCUGCUAUCACCUAGUGAUUCUUCGAUUCCAGCGAAUAAGACCAGUCUACAAGAGUCCUGUAACAGCACUUACUGUAACUCUACUGGUGCAUGCAGCUGGCUCGUACACUGGAGGUUUUUUUAAUCCUACAUUGGCUUUAUCACUGACAUUCCACUGCUCGGGAGCCAGUCUCCAAGAUUAUGCUUUGGUCUAUUGGGUCGGAUCUUUGAUUGGCAUGGUUCUAGCACUCUUCCUACAUGAGGGAAAUAUCCCGUUGCUCUUCCAGAGGAACCUUCUAUACAAUCAGAAAGGAAAAUACAAAACCCCAAAAAGAAAAACACUCCAAGCCACUUCAGCUAAAACAUCUGGUGAUGUCAAGUCACCAUCUAAAAAGAAAACCAGUGAAGCCGGUCAACGGAGACCAAAUAACGAACAGUCAAAAAAAUAGAAGUAGUUAAAUGUCAAUGCUGCCUCUGAUAUGAAGAUGGAGAAGAAGAUCAACACUGUAUUAGUCUGUAAAUUCCAAUUAUCAUUUUACUAAUUCACAACUGCCCUCACUACCAUUGUUACUUCUCUAUUGCCAUUCCCUUACAGUGUCACUAAAAGUAAUACAGUUACACUAGCAGUAAUGCUAAUAUUGAUGCUGUUAAAGGGUAUCGGAUAUUUGCCAGAAUUUUUGAUAUUAUGUUUACUUAU